CCUGUGGGCGCCCGUUCCGGGCUCGGGCUCCACCGGGCUCUGACUGGGAGCAGCCGGCGGGUGACCCGCGUUGCAGCUGCGCGGCCUUCCGGCGGCGGGGCCGGUACGGCAGCCCCUCGGGAACGGCCUCUUGGCCCGUCGCCCCCAGGCGCUGCGCGGACAGCCGUGCGGCGUUCUCCUGUUGGGCCAGACGGCCGCACCGCCUCCGCUGCCCGCGCCGUUCGCCCCUUGCCCCGCGGGCACGGCCGGCCUGCUGUCAGCCCCGCCAGCUCGGACACGGGAGCGGCCGCUCUCCGUGUGCGCCGUCCGUGCAGCUGUUUCACCGGUUGGUUGGACUCGCAAGGCUUGAAGGGUGUGAUGAAACGGGGUAGCUACUGCUUGGGCAGGAAUGUCAUGCUUUUAAACAAGAGAUAAACCUGCUGAAUAGCCAGAGCUAGACCCAACAACCGACUGAUGGAGGUGUUCAGCAAAAUGGGUUGAGUGCAGAACUACCUUAUUCCAUUUUGUCCUUGCCCUGUCUUCGCUUUUGCUUCAGAGAGAACUGUAUCUAAAUGGGUUUGUUAAGUUGGCAAAGAAGAACAGACAACCUAUGGUGGAAUUCUGUUUUCAUCAUGUUGUCUCACCAGUGCUGGAUGAGCUGAAACUUCCUGCAUCUUGGGGAGAGCAUGUAUAAAAGGAAUGACCUCAUGGCCAAUGUGAUGGUCACCUCUGCCACUCCAGAGGGUAGUAGCAGCUCAGAUUCUCUGGAAGGGCGAAGUUCAGAUUAUGCCAAUAAAAGCUACGAUGCAGUUGUAUUUGAUGUGUUGAAAGUAACUCCUGAGGAGUUUGCUAGCCAGAUUACAUUGAUGGAUACACCAGUAUUUAAAGCUAUACAGCCUGAGGAACUAGCCAGCUGUGGAUGGAAUAAGAAAGAAAAACAUAUCCUCGCUCCAAAUAUUGUUGCCUUUACUAGGAGGUUUAACCAGGUCAGUUUUUGGGUUGUACGAGAAAUAUUAACAGCACAGACCUUAAAAAUAAGGGCAGAAAUAUUGAGCCAUUUUGUGAAAAUAGCUAAAAAACUUCUAGAACUGAAUAACCUUCAUUCUCUUAUGUCCGUGGUGUCAGCACUGCAAAGUGCGCCUAUCUUCAGACUGACCAAAACCUGGGCUCUUUUGAAUCGCAAAGACAAGACCACCUUUGAGAAGUUAGACUAUUUACUGUCUAAGGAAGAUAAUUAUAAAAGGACACGAGAGUACAUCAGAAGCUUAAAAAUGGUUCCUACUAUUCCAUAUUUAGGAAUUUACCUCUUGGAUUUAAUCUACAUUGAUUCUGCAUAUCCCGCUUCAGGCAGCAUUAUGGAGAAUGAACAAAGAUCCAACCAAAUGAACAAUAUUCUCCGAAUAAUCGCUGAUCUGCAAGUCUCCUGUAACUAUGAUCAUCUUACAACACUGCCCCAUGUGCAAAAGUAUUUGAAGUCCGUCCGCUACAUUGAAGAACUUCAGAAGUUUGUAGAGGAUGACAAUUAUAAAUUAUCAUUAAGAAUUGAGCCAGGUAACAGCUCUCCUCGACUGGUUUCCUCCAAAGAAGAUCUUGCAGGUCCAUCUGACGUUUCAGCAAUUAUGAAAUUCAGCAGGAGACCCACGUGUCCUGAUGCCUCAGUAGCAGCAAGUCUACCUACACCUCCUGUACCAAGGCACAGGAAGAGUCACAGCCUGGGAAACAACAUGAUGUGUCAGCUCAGUGUAGUGGAGAGCAAAAGCGCCACCUUCCCGACGGAGAAGCCGCGCCACCUCCUGGAUGACAGCGUCCUGGAGUCGCACAGCCCAGCCCGCGGCCACGCGCUGAACUCGCUUUUCACCAAUGGCCUUUCCAUAGAUAGCAGUGAAAGCUCAGAAUUUAGUGAGGAGCUGCCAUCAGGGCUUGAAAGGGGUCGUUUGUAUGCCACGCUGGGGCCUAACUGGAGGGUACCGAUCCGGAAUUCUCCUAGGAGUCGAAGCUGUGUCUACAGCCCAACAGGGGCCUACAGCUGUACAUUAGGUAGCUCCACAGGAGUCAUUACCAUGGAAGGGCCAUUAAGAAGAAAAACGUUGCUCAAAGAAGGCAAGAAACCUACUCUCUCCUCGUGGACUAGAUACUGGGUUAUCCUUUCAGGAGCAACUCUUCUGUACUUUGGAGCAAAAUCUUUAAGAGGCACUGAAAGAAAACACUAUAAAUCUACACCCGGUAAAAAAGUCUCCAUUGUGGGCUGGAUGGUGGCACUGCCUGAUGACCCUGAGCAUCCUGAUAUUUUCCAGCUAAAUAACCCUGACAAAGGCAAUGUUUACAAGUUCCAGACUGGUUCAAGAUUUCAUGCAAUAUUAUGGCAUAAGCAUUUGGAUGAUGCAUGCAAAAGCAACAAGCCUCAGGUAAGGUUGCGAAACUUAUUUCUAUCCACUUUUUCGUAUUUUCCAGAAAAUCCUUACUAGAAAAGAUACCUCUUUUCAAUCCGUGUGCACACACAGGCCUGUGCGGACUCCUCAUUUUGUACAUUGAUGCAAUUUUUCAAUAGGAGGAAUAAAAAUUAUUUAAAAUUAGAGAAUUCCUACCAAAUCAGGAUUUGCACAGGACUAGCUAUAGGCUUGGUUCCCUUAACAGGAUAUAACCUCAACACUCACUGCUUCAAGUGAGGUAGCCCCAUCUUUACUUCAGAAGGGGCUUUCUCAUGCACAAAGAAAGCAAAUGUGCUAGCGUUACUCCAGUGACUGGGUCUGUAAGGUCCGUUGACGAGAGAGUCCUAUGAAAUGCUAUGUUUCUCCUUUUUAUAGCAGUCUCCUUCUUCUCUUGAGGAAAGUGUUCAUUUUUAAAAGGAUUUCCAAAGGUAUUAAUAGGAUACUGAUCCAUAUAGGACCUAAACCAGGAUGCAACUCAAGAAUCUUCUUUACACACACACGUUCCCUCCCCUUCCCCUCCACUUGCCAUGCAUACUGGUGACUUCUUAGAAUACUUUGGCUGGGUUUAGUCCAUGAAUAGAAAAACAAUUUGAGUCUUUAUCUUUUCUUUCAUUUAUGGAGUUAGCCCUCUUUUGGGCCUGUUUGGGACUGAUUACACUUUGACAUCGGAUAAUAAAUUGUUAGUCCCUCUAUUUUGUAACCUUGCAGUUUCCCAAUGCCAUAAUAGGCUCUGGAGCAUUAUACUGCUGAAUAAUUUACAUUCUCUUACAGGUACCUGCUAAUCUAAUGUCAUUUGAAUAAUUUGCUCUCCUGCCUGGUGCGACUUCAAGUGCCAAACUGAAGAAACAGGCUAUUGUUCUCUAAGGAGGAAGAGGAGAAUGGUUUUCCUGACAUGAGCCAGCCAGAAAUAUUUCAGCACUUUCCUAUGUAACUUGAAAGUGAUUCUGACACAGCUUUUAAAAGCAGAAAGUGAAUGUUGUCCUUAGGACCAGAUAUAGUAUCAUGCCCUGUGUGAAAGCAGACAAGUUAGAUGGACAGAAGAUUAAUGCAGGAUUCUAGAGCCCUCAACUUUUUGUGGUCAGAGACUGCCAUGAACUGAUGUUUGACCACAAACUGAGCAUCAUAUCUUCUGCCUAUUCUUUUUUAAACGGUUCUUUUUAUUGUUAAGCUGCUUUGUGUGACUGAAUAAUAUUUGGCCCAUGUUGGGUUUCAAUUCUUUCUAAUGCACAGAAUGAUUGACAGUGUUAUCUUGCUGCAAAGUGUCAAUUAGAAUAGAAAAUUGUGGAACAACAUUUUUAUAAUCUAAGUGCACUGAGUUGCUUGGCAAUGUGGCUGCCUCAGAUUUUGUAUCAAAUCUCUGGACAAUUCUGCUGUUCACAUUUGAGCUGUUUGGGAAAAAUGUAUUUUGGCACAGGACAGUUGGUUUUCUUUUCAUUCGGUUAUGUUACUCAGGAAUGCCCUGACAAUGGAUUUAAGGCUGUUAAAAUUUAUGUUAUGCUAAAGGUUGUCUUUCAUGCUCUUACUAGUGGCAUAGUUGCUUACAAGUUUGGGUUUCUUCUUCAGUCUGAAUGUUGUUCAUCUUAAAUCCCUUGGUAUAAGGAAGCAGGAAAUCAGGUGUUAUGUAUCCCAUGGCUCCUCGGAGUGAUUCCGUGUAAUUGUUUGUUCUGUCUUUCUGUGGAUGACUCAGCUCCACUCAAUCCCAGUACAUGAUGCACCUUAAUGACACCCAGUACUGGCACAUGGCACUGCUAUUAUGAAAUCAUUAUGGCAAUGAAAGCUAGGCGAGACUGACUGACAGUGGAGCAAGUACAAAGAAGCUUCCACACCAGUGUCAAGAGGAAAAAAAAAUAAAAAAAAUAAAGAGAACGUAAAUGAGCAUUCUCCUCUGAAAGAACUCUAUCCACAUCCAUAGCUGUAUCCCUGCUGUGCCCUAAUACUGCUGUGAUCAGAGGGGUUUUUUCUGUUCCCAUGUGAAGUUCGGCACUUUUUCUGUUUGAAACUCUUUUGCCAUAAGGCAUCAGUGUUUGGACUUCAUUAAUUACCAGAAAACCUCUUCCGAGUUUCCUAAGAUUGCGUAGAGGAGAAAUUUGCAAGCCAGCCUCUAGCUUACAACCCAUGAAAAAAAAAUGGAAGUCAGUUUAGUUGAACAGAGCCUAUACUAGAACAAGCCGUCUGGCAUCAGGAAAAUUUAUUCGGUGAACUUGUAUGAUUUUCUACGUUUUUAUUUUUAAACUUCUGUAACAACAACAACAACAAUACCUGUACUGUUAAAUGUAGGUCAACUGUAACUUUUGUGUUAUUCUAAGCAUUCAUGUUACAGUCCUGAGGAUGAAGCCUAACGCGUACCAGCUUUUCAAGAAAACCAGUUCCUGACAACGACUGCAUUUAGAUCCUGGGACGUGUGAAAGUGUCUAUAAAGUUGACAAAGUUUCUUUGAUAGCUCAGGAGCUGUGUGAAAAGAAUCGUAAUGCAAAAUAUAUUUCUACCUUUUUUUCUCCUUUUUUGCUAAAUUAAGACAACUUCGAACUAGGAAAAACAUCAGUAUCUGCGAGGGCAGAGAAUCCAAAGCCACUAGAGACAGGGUAGGAGCUUUUGAAUGUGGUAAAAUCCUGUCACCAGUAAAUGACUUCAGACCGUGUUAGAAUAUGAUAUAAUCUGAAUUAUUCUGCACCUGUGGACUUUUGUGAUUAGUUAUCAAUGAGAUUAUUCAUGAAGAUGCAAGUGUUACGUGGACUGCCAUUUUAAUGAAUGUGCCACCUGUGACCAUGUGUAUUGUGUGAUGUUAGCAUUCAUAGGGGUUGAACCAUGUGCAGAACAGUGACCAAAGUGAUGACACACUAACCAAAACAGAACUGUUCAAGUCAAGAGGGUUUUUUAAAGUGACUUUAUUAGUAGCCCUUUCCCCUUGAAAGGUAAUAACCUGAUGGGUCUUAAAUAUAAGCUAAAUUUAAAAUGGAAUAUUUAUUGGCAUGAAAUGUAGACACAUUAGAAGCACGUAAAUAUCUACUGAUUUCUAGUGUGAUGGAGCGGAAGUGAACGCCAGUGAGGACUCAUGACAUUUUUUCCAGCAUAUUGCAAUUGAGAUAAACUAAUGGCUGUUGUAACAACUUUCAGUUAUGUUUAACAAGCCUCCCUUGGAAAGAACAAUAAGUGCUGACUGAUACAGUAGCAAUAGAAUGAGCCUGUACACACUCAGAAUUUAAUGGCUUUUAGAAUUUAAGGGUCUCUAAAGUGUUAUAUAUGUUAUUGUAUGUACAAGAGGUAGAGUGUUCUAGCCUUCAAAAGUAUACUUUUAUUCAAAAUUACAAGCUAUAGAGCCUGUUGAGGAAGUUACAAAAGGGUCCGUUUUCACUUGUUUGUAAAACAGAUUCCCAACUAGAAAGGAAGCAUCUUUGCCAGAAACUGUGAUGUGCCCCAAAACAGUGUGGCAUGAAUGAAAAGCAAUAUUUCUGAAUGAUUCUUAUACCCAGUCAUUUGUCACUGACAGAAGAUGAAUCUGUGGAGAAAUUAAACCUUUCAAUCCUACUCAAUCCUCAAACUCAAAUCCUACUGAAAACCUUGGAAUUUGGUAAUAUGUUAAAAGUAACUUGAACUCCCUCGCACUACUACGAUUUGAAUGUAAAAAAGCAUUAUAUAGAAGAAAAAUGAACAUAGCAAAUAAUAGUUUUGCACAAGUCAGGUAAGCAUCUGUUCAGUAUAGCACAAUUGUGAAAUUGCUGCACAAUAUAAAAAAAAUUUAGAAUGCUGGCAGUGUAAGAAUAUUAUUAAAAUAUCUUAAACUGAUUUUAUAAAUGAGUUUUUAAGUAUUAAACAGUUUGUAGUUGCUGAUUUGAGUUUUUAUGCUGUCAUUUGGUACCAUUUGCUGUCAUCUGGUACUUUUAAGGUGAAUUGAAAGCUGAUAUUGAAAUGCCACAUAUUGCGUAUCAGUACUGAUUAAUACAGCAUUUUCACAAAAAUAUCACAAACCAUACAAGUUUUCGUCCAUCAAAGAGAGUAACUGCAAUAGUUGUGCAAAAAUAAACUAUCUCAGAAUUACUAUUUUCAGAAUUGUGAAGAUAUAAAAUGUAUGUAGGCAAUAUUAUCAAUUUACUAAUGUGCAAUUUUGAUGUAAUUCAGUGCCAAAAUGCAUGUUUUUCCAAAUAGCACUAAAACGAGGCAAAGAAAGUAGUUUUCAAAUUGCAACUUAUUUGUCACAUAAUGUAAAUUAAUUUCAACAUUUUGGUUUGUUUUGUGUGAAAACUGUUGCACUAUUUUUGGCUGUAUUUUUCCAGCAGUCCACUGCAUGCAAUUUGUGUAAGGAUUCUUUCUAUAAUUCUUGUGAACUGUCUUACCCAUAAUAACCCUGGCGUUGGAAUCUAGGUUUUUGGCAAAGUAUUUUGUUACCUCAGUCUUGUAUCAAGUUGCUGUAUUUUUCAGUUUGUUACAUUGAUAAUGAUUGUUUUGCUAAUUAAAUACUUUCAUGUAAAAAAAAGUUUUACUUCAACAGCAGUUGCAUUUGGUUGUAAGUUUUAAAAUGUGCAGAAUAUGUAUGCUGUUAACAAUAAAAUAUUCUGAAAAAGAAUAGUAGAGGUAUAGAAGGAACAUUUUAGCUCAAAGGCAGC
Messenger RNA from Grus americana (Whooping crane), 7009 nucleotides. RefSeq names its product Ral GEF with PH domain and SH3 binding motif 1 (gene RALGPS1). Gene Ontology annotation, molecular function: guanyl-nucleotide exchange factor activity. The transcript has 21 exons. NCBI's taxonomy places the organism in Eukaryota, Metazoa, Chordata, Aves, Gruiformes, Gruidae. Bases 666 to 2444 code for a protein of 592 amino acids. Gene Ontology annotation, biological process: Ras protein signal transduction; positive regulation of GTPase activity. Gene Ontology annotation, cellular component: plasma membrane. The record is from RefSeq and is a predicted model, not a curated record.